AUACAUUUGAAAAUAAUCAAUUGCCCCUGAUUCUUUUAUGUAAACGUGUCUAAUUCUCAUUUGUCAUCUGCUCAUUUACACGAACCGCCCGCCAGUACUUCUUUGGAGCUUCACCUUUCUCCCUCUUCUUCCAUCUUCACAUUUCAGCUCAAUUUCACACCAGAAAAAAUUCCGCUCAACCGUGAGAGAGAUAGAACACAGAGAAAGAUGAGCGAGCAAGAACUGAAAUUCUCCCAAGAAUUCCAAGAGGAAGACAGCAUCUGCAGGUCCAUGUACCACCUCUCCACCGCGGCCUCCCACCGCCACGGCCACCGCCAUCGACACCGCCACCACCAUCCCAACACCGCCGCCGCUACCUCUGGCGCACCGGAUGCAUACACCACCACUGCAUACGUCAACUCCUCCAAAAGACAGUCCCCGCUGUCCCCGUCGUCCUUUCAAGAGCCGGUUUCCAAGAAGGCCUCCCUCCACUACCCUUCAUCGCCUUCCACCGCGGCCGCCGAAGACGUAACCGCCGUCGCAGAUGAAUGCGACCUCUUCGGGUUCACGAGGCUCCCAUUCCCACACCCUUUCCCCGCCGUCGCCUCUUCGCCUCCUCUCCGCCGUACGGUCUCCGAGCCCAUACACACCGCCGACGACAUCAAUCCUUCAGCUCCGCCGGCGCAAUCGGAAUUUCCCUUUCAAUCAGACCCGUUUUCGAACCCGCCGCAAGAAAACCCUAACCCGAACAACGUUCUUCAAGAUUCGCUUCCUCUUCCAAAUGCCCCGCCAGUUGUCCACCGCACAGUUUCCGAUCCCAGUCCCCUCGCCAACCACCAAGUGGUGGCGGCCGGCGGCACGCCGCCGUAUUCGCGUCGUCCUCCUCUGGCGAGAAAUAAUCAGAGGUCUCCGAGCUGUGCGGAGAGCCCUAGUACUAAAAGACUGAGGAGGAUGAAGGAGCGCCUGAAAGAAAUGAGUCAGUGGUGGAAUCAGGUGGUGCAUGAAGAUGAGGAAGAUGAUGAUGAAUCUGAAAAUGACUUUACUGAAAACAUUCAAAAGGAGGGACCUGAAAAUGAUGAAGUGGAAAAUCCAUCACAAGAAGCUGUUUGGGUCGAAAAGAAAGGAGAAUGCUUGGUCCUCCAUUUCAAGUGUCCGUGUGGAACCGUUUAUCAGAUUUUGCUCUCUGGAAACAACUGCUACUACAAGCUGACACAUUUCUGAUGAAAAUCUAUCCACUCAUUUACGAUUUACCUGCAUACAAUCUUCGCUCGAAAAUUUCCGGUCAAAGUACAUAGCCCUUCUGGCUGCCGACUAUUCCCUUUUUUUUUUUUUGCUAUUUUCUGAUCGAGUACUCGGAAUAAAGACGUCUAAUUAGGUAAUAAUGCAAUGAUCAUUAGACGUGCAUAGUUGGGUUUCAUUUACAUUUGUUGGACAAAGAAUUAUGCUGUGAGAGCCAAAGCUCAAUGCUUUUUCCUGCCUUCUGAUGAGCAAAUUUAAAAAAUUCCCAUUGUGUAGUUUGAUUUGGAUCUGCUUCUUGGUGACAUUGUUUGCACACCGAUUUAAUAUGAUCUAGC
Messenger RNA from Striga asiatica, 1553 nucleotides. NCBI's taxonomy places the organism in Eukaryota, Viridiplantae, Streptophyta, Magnoliopsida, Lamiales, Orobanchaceae. The record is from the annotation of a GenBank genome assembly.